AUGGCAGAGCCCUUGUCCGCUCAGUGCCCAGUGCCUCUCGCGGAGUCAGAGCUGUACUUCCUCAUCGCCAGGUACCUAUCUGCAGGCUCGUGUCGGAAAGCGGCCCAGGUACUGGUGCAGGACCUGGAGCAGUGCCAGUUGUUGCCAAAGAGGUUGGACUGGGAGGGCAAUGAGCACAGCAGGAGCUACCAGGAAUUGGUCUUGUCCAGUAAGCAUGUGGCUCCUGAUCACCUAUUGCAAAUCUGCCAGCGCAUAGGUCCUAUACUGGAUAAAGAAAUUCCAGCUGGUAUUUCAAGAGUCGCUUCUUUGCUUGGUGCAGGAAGGCAGUCUUUGCUACUUACAGCAAAAGUUAACUUAAUUUGA
Molecule: messenger RNA, 363 nt
Organism: Pongo pygmaeus (Bornean orangutan)
Lineage: Eukaryota; Metazoa; Chordata; Mammalia; Primates; Hominidae
Product: bromodomain and WD repeat-containing protein 1-like
Exons: 2
Coding region: 1-363 (120 amino acids)
Biological process (GO): regulation of cell shape; regulation of transcription by RNA polymerase II; cytoskeleton organization
Cellular component (GO): nucleus
Source: RefSeq, a predicted model, not a curated record